ACCUCCCCAUAGUCUUUACCUGGUGGGGGACUUUUAUUUUGACAUUUUCAGAACAGCAUCCCGGAAGUUCGUGUAGCGCUUGAUUCGUCCGCACCACUGCGAUAAAUGAGUAAAAUGUGGAUAUGCAGUUCUUCUAAUAUUGGUUUGCUAACGCAAUUUUGUUUAUUAAAAUCUGCAGUAAUGAAACCAUAUCGCGACCUUAACUGUGUGUAGACUAUUUGUUUCAAUAAUGGAUUACUAAUCAUGCCUACUCGUUUACACCAAUGCUACGUUUCAGACAACUCGGAUUUAGGAUAUUUCCCACCUCAACCCGUAAAUUAUAUUCGGAACGGCGCUUUUUAAUGUUACACACGUUAAAUGUUUUGAUGUUACAAAAUUACAAUACAAAAUCAAACAGAACUGUUUUAAUGACAAAAUACCUUUGUUUACUUAACUAUUUCCGGUUUUGAUGUGGGAAAUAUUCUAAAUCCGAGUUAACAGUUAUCUGAAACGCAAGAUCAUAUUGAUGUAAUUACGCAUUUCGCUAUAUUUUAAGUUUUUAUCAAAAUAUGCCGACUUCAAACUAUUUUAUAAAUCAAGACACAUGGACAGUUGUAAGGUUUGCCACCUUCACCCGACUGCUUUCUCUUUCUUUACAGGCUGUACUAAAUGUGGCUGUUCCGGACCAUGUGGCAGAUGCCUUCAGUCCACCAAGGACAGAAACCCCUCUCCUUCUUGAUCCGGUCAUUGAAACAUUGCUUGGUGGUCUUAGUCACUGGGAUGCCGAGCAUUUUCUUUUCAUUGCAGAACGAGGCUAUUUAUAUGAACACAACUUUGCAUUCUUUCCUCUGUUUCCUCUAUUCCUGCGAUUACUGGCAAAUAUUGUGCUUUGGCCUCUCUGUGGAUUGCUCACAAUGCAUGGACGUUUACUUGUGGCAGUAGCUAUAGGUAACAGCAUUCUUUUUGUCCUGAGUGCUGUGGCACUAUACAAACUCACUCGUUUGGUGCUACAAGACAGAAAAUAUGCCCUCAUCACAGCCCUAAUGUACUGUCUCACACCAGCCAACGUUUUUAUGGUAGCCGGCUACUCCGAGACCUUUUUUGCAGGUCUGACCUUCGCAGGCCUCUGGUUUCUAGAGAAAGGGUUCACUCCUGGAGCUUGUCUUCUGCUGGGAUUUGCUACUGGUGUUCGUGCCAAUGGGCUUGUGAAUGCUGGAUUUCUGUUGUAUCUCAUCCUGCAAAGGGGUUUUGCACAUAUCCGGACUAUAAGCAAAGGAACUACAGGAAGCAGUAGAUAUUGUCAGUAUGCCUGGGCACUUAUUCAGUUUUUGCUGACAGGAUCAGUUUAUGUAGCUCUUGUGGCAUUACCGUUUUGUCUGUUUCAGUUUUAUGGCUACCAAACAUUCUGCCAUCCAACUGUUACUCAUAAGCAGGUUCCUCCUGUUCUGCUUAAUCUGGCACAAGAUAAAGGAUACCGUGUGCCUGACGCAUCAUCUCCAACACCGAGCUGGUGCCAGUGGAGAAUUCCACUAUUGUAUUCCUACAUCCAAGAUGUUUAUUGGGAUGUAGGAUUCCUUCGAUACUUCCAAUUAAAGCAAAUACCCAACUUCAUCCUAGCACUGCCUGUUGCUACUCUGGGAUUUGCUGCCUCGUAUACAUACAUAAUGGCUAACCUGGCGUUCUGUAUGCAUCUGGGGUUGGGAGACAAAAGAAAAGGCAAAAAGACACAAGUUUUUUAUAAUCCAAGAGUCUUUGUUUAUGUUGUGCACAGUUCUGUCUUGCUUCUGUUUGGAGUAUUCUGCAUGCAUGUUCAGGUUUUGACAAGAUUUCUUGCGUCCUCCUCACCUGUACUGUUUUGGAUCAGUGCACAUCUGCUUUUUCAGUAUGAACCUCUACUGCAAGUUGAGACUCUGUUCAAUUCUGACCAAAGACAACAGCACAAGGAUCACUUAAAACAUGGCGUAACGAUUUGUGACUGGAUGUGUAAAAAUAAUCAAAUUGUUUACCUUUUGAUGCACUGGAACACUUGCUCCCUAUGUACACGCUGCAUCCUGGGGUAUUUUAUAUCGUAUUGGUUUUUAGGUCUGGCUCUACACUGUAACUUCCUUCCCUGGACUUAAUAUCUUUGCUGUACCAAAUUAAAGAGAGUAACAUUCCAAUGUAUUUGAAUAAUAUACUUGUUGACAAAUAUUGAGGCAGCUGCUAUUCCUAUGAAGUAUUAAAUAUCCUUGUUUGACCCUA
Messenger RNA from Misgurnus anguillicaudatus (oriental weatherfish), 2220 nucleotides. It is a transcript of the gene pigv, whose product is annotated as phosphatidylinositol glycan anchor biosynthesis, class V. Gene Ontology annotation, cellular component: endoplasmic reticulum membrane; mannosyltransferase complex. Gene Ontology annotation, molecular function: GPI mannosyltransferase activity; alpha-1,6-mannosyltransferase activity. The record is from RefSeq and is a predicted model, not a curated record. Lineage: Eukaryota; Metazoa; Chordata; Actinopteri; Cypriniformes; Cobitidae. Gene Ontology annotation, biological process: GPI anchor biosynthetic process.